AUGGCUAACGUGGAAGCUGGAGAGGCACCGGCUUCACCCGUAACUGAGACUAGGUCUCACGAUAGUGUAGCUAGGGACGAUGCACUAUCCCAAGCUACGUUGCAAAUUCUGGAGAGGAUCGCUAGGUCCAAUACUGGUACUGUGGGCUGUGGGUCGAUUACGAAACAACUCCGGUUUAAUGGAGUUGAGAUUUUCAAGGGUAUUGCUAGAAUAGCCCCUAUUGUGGCUAAAUAUUGGAUUGAGGCCAGGAAGAGGAUAAUGGAUGACCUCGAUUGCACCCCAGAGCAGAAACUAAAAAGUGCAGUGUCACUCCUGCGGGAUGAAGCCUAUAAGUGGUGGCUUACAGGAAAGUAUAUGGGCGCUAGUUACGUGGAUGCCCGGAGAAGAGAGUUUCUGAACUUGAAUCGGGGGAAUAAAUCAGUGGUUGAAUAUAAGGCUGAAUUUUUACGAUUGAGCCGCUAUACUUGUGGGAUGGUGGCAAUUGAAUAUGAGCGCUACGUUCAUUUCGAGGACGGCCUCCGAAAUAGUCUACGAGUUUUGAUAGCUCCACAGAGGGAACGAGAUUUUGCUGCUUUGGUCGAUAAGGCGAAGAUCGCCGAGGAUGUGAAGCGUACUGAGCAGCAGCACUGUGAGAAGGAAAAGGGUAGAAACAAGAGGGAUUCGAAGCCCUUAAGUUCAUUUCAAAUGCCUAAGAAAAAGGCCAGAGUUGAUGGGCCAGUCAGAGUUGGUGCUCCUAUUGCUGCUCCUGGAUCGCAACCCUGUGCGGAUUGUGGGAGAUGCCAUCAGGUCAAGUGCUGGAAAAGGAUUGGGGCAUGUUUGAGGUGCAGAUCAUUGGAGCACCAUAUCAAAGAUUGUCCACGGAGGCCCGAUCAAAUGCGAGCUACUGAUGUGGGUAUUGUUCAGUCGCUGAGGAGUGUUUAA
Molecule: messenger RNA, 921 nt
Organism: Gossypium arboreum
Lineage: Eukaryota; Viridiplantae; Streptophyta; Magnoliopsida; Malvales; Malvaceae
Exons: 2
Coding region: 1-921 (306 amino acids)
Source: RefSeq, a predicted model, not a curated record